AAAUGAUAAAGCUGCCCUGGUACUUGAUUGUUUUGCACCUAUGCCUGCCUAUAGGUGGUACUGGGGCAACUGCGUCUAACCUUCGUCCUCUGCACUACAAUCUCAGUCUGCUGACCGAGGUGGAACCAUUGAAACUGAGUGGAAACUUCAGCGGCGAGGUUAUCAUCCGGCUGCGCGUGUGGCGAGAAACUCGCACGAUUAUCCUCAGUAAUAAUGGCCUACAAGUGGGGGAAAACGUGUUGCUAGUCCGGAGGAACACCGGUGGUCGGGUGACGGUGCGCAAAAUGUGGCAAGCUAGCAGCGUCCACCAACUUGGCAUCGUGUUCAAUAGUAUGCUCUGGCUGGGCGAGGAGUAUACGCUGGUUGUCCAGUUUAGUGGCCAGUUGUCCCGCGCCAGUGGCUACUUUGUGGGCGGCUACAUGGAUUCCAAACAUCAUCCGCAGUGGAUAGCGGUCACGCAACUGGCUCCUAAUCUGGCCAACACAGUCUUUCCCUGUUUCGAGAAUCGCACGUUCCUCGCUCCCUUCAUUCUUAAUUUGGCGCAUCCCAGGGGUACCAAUGCCGUGAGCAACAUGCGAGUACUCAAGACCUCCGACCAUGAAAAGGAUGACUACGUAUGGACUACCUUUCAGCAGACCCCAGCGAUGUCAGUACAGAAAUUGGCCUUCUCCAUCAACCGGUUCACCAAUCGAACGUCCGCGGAGAUUCCUAAAGGCCCCGCGCUGACCACCUGGCUGCGACCGAAGAUCGCGGAUCAGGGAGACUACGCCAUUAGCAUAACACCGCAGAUUAUUGUCUUCUUUAUUAGCCUCUUUGGAAAGCCGUAUCCUGCGAUGAAGAUUGAUCAACUGGUUCUGCCCGACACGGCCUAUCAGAGUCACGAGCAUUUAGGAUUGGUGAGCUACCCGGAGGCAGCAUUCCUCUACAGCGCGCAGCGCUCGACGACUAGGGCCAAGCAGCAGGUGGCCAGUCACGUGGCCCAAGAGUUCGCCCACCACUGGCUCUCCGACUUGGAGAAUGCCGCCCUUUACUGGCUGCACAAUGGCCUAUCCGACUAUGUGUCCGGAUUUGCCGUGGACAAUGUGGAGCCCGCCUGGCGGUUCCAUGAGCUAUCCAUGGUGCGACAGGCAUUGGCUGUACUAGUUGAGGACUCCAAGAGCAGUGCUUAUCCCAUGAGUCUUGCUUACGCCUCGAAGUCCUCAGAUACCCAGGCGAAUCAGAAGUCAGCCCUUCUAUUCCGCAUGCUGCACUCCCUCAUUGGGACCCAGGCCUUUUUAAACGCGUUGCGCCUGUACCUGCAGCGCUCGCACAAGGGAUCCUCCUCCAAUCAGGCAUUCCUGUGGCACACAUUGCAGGAGGAAUCGGACAACCAGAUGAGCUUGCGUCAGGACAUCAAAGUGAGCCAGCUGAUGGACUCGUGGACAAUGCAACCGGGUUAUCCGCUCAUUCGUGUGGUGCGCAACUAUGAUACCAACGAGGUGACCGUAACCCAAGAGCGCUUUCUGCGCAAUCCAGGCAAGCUUAUGCAGAAACGCCAACAAUGCUGGUGGGUGCCACUGACCUUCGCAACAGCCGGCAUCGAUAGCUUUGUAUCGACGCUGCCCAGCGAAUGGCUGACCUGCCAGGGCAGACAGACCGCCAGUCCGCUUAUCCUUAACGAGGUGGCCCAACCAGACAAGUGGGUGGUCUUCAAUCUCCGACUGGCCACGCCCUGUCGCAUUACCUAUGACGAGCGCAACUGGCAGCUGAUUGGAAAUGCUCUUUCCGGCACAAAUGCCAGCAGCAUUGACCGCUUUACACGGGCGCAGCUGAUCAGCGAUGUCCUCAACCUGGCCGGUGCCGGGGUUGUCACCUACGAUCUGGCCCUGAACUUUCUCGGACACCUGCGAAACGAGGACGAGUUCAUCGUGUGGCAGGCGGCGGACACGUAUCUGGAGUGGCUCCAUCGCACCCUGCGGCAAACCACCAUAAUCUCUACAUUCAAGGGCUUUAUGAGAGACCUACUGCAGACCAAGUUUGAUGAGCUCUUUAAGAGAGAUGGCUCCGCAGCUGAAAAUGCAAACAUUACCGAACUGAUGGUGAUCGUCCUGCAGUUGUCCUGCCGAACUGAUCUGGAAUCCUGUGCGGACUUCGCACUCAAGGAAUUCGCUGGCCUCACCCUGGAGACCAAUCGCAUUCCGGUGGAUCUAAGCGAAACCAUCUAUUGCACAGCCAUACAGUUUGGAACGGAAGCUGAUUGGACGCUGCUGAGAAGACUCUACACGCGGUCAAAUGUGAGCGAAGAGCGACGGAUCCUUCUGAGUGCCAUGGCCUGCAGUCGAGAAAACUGGGCGCUGGACAAGCUGCUCAACCUGGCAUUUGCCGGUCGAUAUAUGCCCAAGGAUGAUGUCCUGCUGAUCUUCAGUGCCGUGGCGCAGAAUCCUUUGGGCUACAACAUAGCCAAGAAAUACCUGGUGGACAACAUCAAGGCAAUCAUUAAAUUAUAUGGAAGCAAUACCGAUGAACUGGCACAGCUAGUUACCGUUCUUAUGAAAGAGGUCACCACGGAAGAAGAGCUAAACGCUUUACGAAUGUUUAUGAGAACCGAUCUUCAGAACCUUCCGGGCUUUGAAAUAGCCUUUCGUCGAAUCCUGGAACUGGGCGAAGACAACAUAUCAUGGCAUAACCGACAAUACCAUAAUCUGCUGGCCGCCGUUUGCAAUAUAACCGGGUCCAUAGAGCCGCAGUGCAUCUACUAGAAAGACCACAAAUUUCGACUCCGAUUUGUAAAAAAUUAGAAUUUCCAACUUUGAAUACUGGUCGAUAGGGAAUUUCGUUACGAAUUCAACGAGGUAUCCCAUUCCACAUUUGGGCGAUUAUUUUUAUUCUUAUUAAGAAAAUACUUAUUAUUUUUUACCAAAAAAUUAAAUUUCCC
Drosophila melanogaster (fruit fly) is the source of this 2914-nucleotide messenger RNA. RefSeq lists its product as uncharacterized. The transcript has 6 exons. The coding region runs from base 3 to 2738 and encodes 911 amino acids. Gene Ontology annotation, molecular function: zinc ion binding. The record is from RefSeq and is marked reviewed. Lineage: Eukaryota; Metazoa; Arthropoda; Insecta; Diptera; Drosophilidae. Gene Ontology annotation, cellular component: plasma membrane.